AUGCGCCCUCAGACGGUGGCCGCAAAAAACACCUCGAGGAGCUUUACUUCAACUGGAGGAACACUACAUGACGGAUUGCGGCGGCCACCUAAACUCAAAUCUCUUGAAGAUCCAAUAAAUUAUAUUAGAACUUUAACUCAGAAAGCAAAUGCAUAUGCACAAGCAUUAACUGCAUUAGAACUAGAUAGAGAAUCGAACUUAUCUGUUAUGGAUUCCAUGGAACGUGAAAUUCAUCAAAAUUCUGAACAAAUCCUAGCAUUAUCAAAAUUAAACGAUCAACCAUUCUCCGAAACCAACAAUGAAAGUAAUCCAACAGAAAAAACAACAAACAACAACUCAAGUAAAAAUUCAAUUCAAGUUUCGUUCGGAUUACCAGAGCGAUCAACAGAAUCAGCCGAUAUCAUAAACAAACUCAAACAGAAUCCUUUAUUUAUCAAAGCAUUCGAUACAAAAGCGAAUAUCGACGAAAUUGCAAAAUCAUUCAAAGAAAACUCAAAUCCAACAGGAUUUAACUACAUAAUGCGUCAACUAUCACGCAUGGCAUUGAUAAAUGAUGUCAUUACACCACUAGCAAACAAAGUAACAAUAGGUGUAAACAAAGAUGACUUUACAUCACUUUUAGACCAAAGUUUACGUCUUUUAUUUCCAAAUGCCAGUUCCAGAGUGGUCGAUAUCGGCUCAGAUGUUGAAACAAAAGCAGUUUUAACAGUUGACGGAAAUGUAAUUUUGGAAUGCAAAGAAAAACACAUGCCACAUCAAGAAACUAUGUUAAAAUCAACAUUAGGGUUCCUUAAACUUCCUUCUCCUCAACCUCCUGAUAAUUCAGUCAAAUCCUUAUUUGGAAAACCAACUUUUUUUGAUCAAAAAACAGAAAAAUUUACUGAAGAAGAUAAAUUAAUUGCAAAUCACUUUUCUGACAUCGCCAAGCCUAUUAUAGAGAGAUUUCUUAGAUACGACAGACUGAAUAAGCUGUGUGAGAACAGGAGAUUCGCUUACGAGUUUUCCAGAGACAUUUUAACAAGAAGAACAAUCACUGAAUUAUUACCUUUUCUUUUAAUUUCUGUUGGAACUUAUUUGAGUGCAAAUGAUGUUGAAUUGUUUCUUGUUGAUAAUGAAAACUUCGUCUACUAUGAUGUACAAGGUCGAGAUCUCAUCAAGAAGUCAUUAAAACAAUGUGGAGUUCCUCUUUAUGUAUUGAAAUCCCAAAAAGCUGUUGAAAUUUCUUAUUUGACAAAAAGUUGCGAAUAUUUUUCAGAAGAAAUUGAUUCAUGGGCUGAAAAUCAACCAUUUAUUGCUAGUCCUAUUAUUUCUAAUGAUAUUGUUAUAGGUGUUUUGUGUUGUGCAGGUAAUAUCAAGAGUCUUUCUUUCUCAGAUAAAGACAUUGAAUUACUCAAAGAUAUGUGUUCUGUUUUAGCAGCUGUUAUUCCAUUUUUAUGCGCAAAAGAACUAGAAAGCGAAGAGAAAAUAGAUCCAAAACAAUCUCUUCUUUUGUACCAAAAGAUGAACGAAAAUGAAACUGAUAAUUAUUUGAUGAAUGUCGCAAAUUUACUUUCUAUUUCAAUUAAUUGUGAAUUUAUUGUAAUUUUCUGCCAAAAUAAGACAAAAAUCAUCCUGAAAAAUGGUGAAGAUUUCGGUAGAUUGAUAUUUACAGAAGUAUCCAUGAAAUCUAUUAGUGAGAACUCACAAGACAAAGUGUUAAUCGCUAAUCCUUGCACAAAAAUUCCAAAUUUUGCUUCUGUUUCUGAUGUAAGAUGUGAAAAUUUAAUUGCUUUCACACAAAGAAACAUCACAUUCUGUUGUGUGAAUAGUCAAAACGAGAACAAAGAGUUCUCUGAUUUCGAGCAACUUUUGAUACAAUCUUUGCAUAGUUACGCAAAAGUUUAUGAUGAAAUAAACAUCAGAAAAUCGAACAUUUCAGAUUUGAAGCAAAAAUCAUUUCAAAUGCGAGAAAUUCUUGAAAACUCAGCAAAAUCGAAGAGUUUAUCAGAGUUAAUGGAUAUUGUCACUGAGAAGAUGAAGAUGAAUGCCUAUUCCAUAUGGAAAUACACUCCUUUGUUGCAAACAUUUAAUUGUGUUUUGUCUAACAAAAUUCAAAAGAAUUCUAUCAUCCCUUGUGAUGAUUAUUUGUUUAAUAGUUUUGUGAAUUUAGAAUCAGAGUACAUGAAUGAAACAAUUGUUGCAGGAAAUCAAUCGAAAUACUUAUUAAUGAUCAACCAAAUUAAUGGUUGUGUUUAUGCCAUCAAUAUUUACAAACAUAUAAUUGUUUUCUCGGGAGAUUCUUUAUCAAAAGAUGCUCCUUUGAUUGCCCACGAUUAUUCCAGUUUGAUACAUUUCAUGAUGAUAAAAGAGCUGAAGAAUGAUUUGAUUUAUGAAGCAAUUGAUUUAAAUAACACAAAAAUAAGUGAUGCAGAAAUUAAUCACAGAUUGUUUUGUUCAUCGAAUUAUAAUGAUCCUGAACUAAUUGAAAUUGUUUUGAGGAUUUUCAAGAUGAUGAAAGUUCAAGCAACAUUGAGCAAACAAGACUUUGAAAUGGCAAAAUUCAUUUUGAAAUGUAGAGAAAUGAUUAAUAUAAACCAAAAACCAUUUCACAAUUUCAGACAUUCUGUUGAUUGCUUGCAAUUUGUUUAUUACACUCUGUUGAAAUCAAGACUUUGUAAUAAACUUGAUCCACAUCAAAUUGUUGGUUUAUUAUUCGCUACUUUGUUACAUGAUGUUUCUCAUAAUGGAUAUAAUGAUGAAUACCACAAAAACAACAAAACACAUUUGUAUUUCGUGGAUAAUAACUAUCCAAUGGAGACUUAUCAUUGCAAAGUUGCUUCAAAGAUUAUUGAUGAAUAUUUUCCAAAUAUGAAUCAGAGUUUUUGGUCGAUGUUUAUUCCUUGUAUCAAAGCAACAUCUAUUCUAAAAUUAGUUGAAAUGUCUUCACGAAUUGUAAUGAAAACAGAUGAAAUAUCAAAUGAUUUCGUGUUCAUUUCUUCUUUCGUUUGCUCAAUGUCUAAUACAGCAAACUCAUUUAGAACAUUUGAGUUUGGAAAGAUAAUGGCAAACAAUAUUUUCAAAGAAUUGACAGAAUUGAAUGAAAUAGAGAAAUCCAAGAAUUUACCAUUAUCAAAUAUGCUGCCAAUUGGAUCUUUCGACAAUGUUGAAUCACUUGAAUCAGCUUUCAUUACAACAACUGCGAUGCCUGCAAUGAGAGCUUUAACUACUUUAUUCCCUGACAUGAGCGACAUUUACGUACAAUUAGAAGAGAACAAGAAACAAUGGGAAAAUCUAAAGAGAAUGAUUCAACAGCAACAAGAGCAGAAAUAG
Molecule: messenger RNA, 3309 nt
Organism: Trichomonas vaginalis G3
Lineage: Eukaryota; Parabasalia; Trichomonadida; Trichomonadidae
Product: 3',5'-cyclic-nucleotide phosphodiesterase protein
Exons: 1
Coding region: 1-3309 (1102 amino acids)
Biological process (GO): signal transduction
Molecular function (GO): 3',5'-cyclic-nucleotide phosphodiesterase activity; protein binding
Source: RefSeq, a predicted model, not a curated record